UCUCACACAUACACCAUCAUACUCUCACACAUACACUAUCAUACUCUCACACAUACACUAUCAUACUCUCACACAUACACCAUCAUACUCUCUUAAAAACACAAUCAUACUCAAUGAUGACAAUGAUUGUGUGUUUAAGAAGUUAUGAUGGUUUAUGUGAGAGGGAAUUGUACCAUGUGUGAAAGAGUAUAAUUAAACAGGAAGUUAGUUUGAUCAAACAGGAAGACAGUUUAAAUCCUCAUUCCUUGAUUGGCUUACAGCCCUAAAAAUAAAGCCUGGACCUUCUCAGAGUACUGCUAGCUAAACUGAAGCUACGUGGGAGCAUUCAAAUCAAGCAGCAGCACUUUCAAGGACAACUUUAUAGUUUUUUUAAGAACAGUAGCAAAGUAGUCAUGAUUUUUCCACUUAUUUACCUUCUUUUUCAAGUUCAGUUUUUGUUUGUGGGAGUAAAUGGUAAUGAGGAGGACAUUGCUAUUUUUUUCACUAAUACCAUGAGGUGUGUUCAGACCAUUGUAAGGGAAACAGACAGCCUGGGACAUGACAGCAUGAUUUUGGAACGAUUAUUCUGUGAGCUUAACGGAUAUGCACGGACAAUUUCUUUCUUUCUCUCAAUAAGCCAGCAGUUAGAAGGGGGUGACAUUCAAGGAAGCUUAGGUGCACUGGAGGCACUCUAUGCAUGUUUUUGUUCCAUCAUAAAUUCGUAUGAAAACUCAAGAUCUGUGGAAAUGAGACAAAGGGAUAUGUUUACUUCAAGAGCACCACCAACAAUCAGAACUGGUCAUCCUGGUCGCCCUCAGUACAAUAUAUUCCAUGAACAAAUUACCUACUGUUUGUCCCUUGGAAUGAGUUGGCAAAGGAUAGCUGUAUGUUUUGGAAUCAGCAGAAGGACAUUGUACAGGCACAGACAGCAACUUCAAAUUGGGCCACUGACUUACACAGCAAUGUCUGAUGAGGCCUUGACUGACAUUGUUAGUGCAAUCCUUCAAACCACCCCAAAUGCAGGAGAAAGGUAUGUGCUAGGAGGCCUCCGAUCACGCAACAUUAGAAUACAGCGUUGGAGAGUGAGACGUUGCCUGCAACAGCUUGACCCAGUUGGACGGGCCUUCCGCCGCCGCCGUGCAAUUCGCCGAAGAAUUUACAAUGUUCAGACUCCUAAUCAAUUAUGGCACAUCGAUGGAAACCAUAAGCUGGUGAGGUGGAGGUUGGUCUUUCAUGGAUGUGUUGACGGCUUUAGCCGGACCAUCAUAUACUUGCAGUGCCUCAGUAACAACAGGGCAUCAAGCGUACUGGAACUGUUUUGUACUGGUGUACAGAGCUUUGGCCUUCCCUUAAGAGUACGCUGUGACCAUGGCAUGGAGAACACAGCAGUUGCCCGGUAUAUGCUGGAGAGAAGGGGUUUAAACAGAGGCAGUGUCAUUACUGGACGCAGUGUCCACAAUCAGAGGAUUGAACGGUUGUGGGCAGAGCUAAACAGAGUUGUCUCAUUCCACUUCAGUAACCUCUUCACCUUCAUGGAAAAUGAGGGCAUACUGGAUUCUACAGAUGAACUCCAUCUGUUUUGUCUGCACUACAUCUACUUGCCAAGAGUUCAGAGGGCGGCUGCAGAAUUCCGAAAUCAGUGGAACAAUCAUGGAUUAUCUACACAAGGAGGACAAACACCUCUCCAACUGUGGCAGAGAGGGGUUCUUAACAGUGCAAUUCAGGACAUUUUAGCAGGAAAUGAUACCUUGGAAAUCAAUGAAGACACCCUUCUACAGUUAGAGACUGAAAACAAUAUUGUUGUUCCAGUAAACAACUUUAAUGCAAAUCAAACAGUUCUGAACAGAAUUCACGAGACAGUAGACCCACUGAGUGAUGAUGGUAACCACGGCAUACAAUUAUUUUUAGGCCUGGUGAAUUUUAUUAGUGAACAGUAACAAGGACGCUUGAGUACUAGAACACUGUGGAUUGUACUCUAACAGAUAAAUGGUAAAUGGCUGCAUAUAGUACUUUUAUGCAAAGUGCUAAGCUAAACAGUUUAUCUCACAACAGACUGAAUAAUGUAACCAACAUUUAGCUUUUUUUUGCACCACUGGGCUUGUAUACCCUAAAAAAAAAUAAUAAUAACUUCCCAACCACUCCACUAGAAAAGAAUGUGACAGAAAAAAGGUAUUCUAUACAGCCUGUGAAUGCAUUGGUUAUUGGAAAAAAAAAAAAGUUUUGGCUCACUACUGAAAAUGUGUUUUUUUUUUUUUUUUCAAACUGGAAUAGUUACCUGUAAUAGCAUCAAAUGCAAGAUUUUUCUGCAAAUGGCUAAGCUUGAAUGUUCACAGUCCAUAUAUUAUUCUCUACCAAAACCCUGUGUGUUACCUAAUGCAAAGUCCAUACUCUCCCUGAAAUCCUCGUAUGUGUCAAGCAGCGGCAACUUAAGGCAGUUGAUGCAGGUGUUUGCCAUUGGCAAACAGCGUCUGGAGCUGACAGGCUGAUCAUGCAAGAAAUCAACUGAUGGUUGAGGGGAGAAGCCAACCGGAGGGAUGACACUUGCACCCGUUGCAAAGGCUAGGAUUUUACCUAGCUUUGAGGAUCCCUCUUGCUCUAACACACAGAAAAACAAGCAAGCAAACACCAAAGACAACAAUGAGAAUUUACAGCAAUUAUACCAGAAAGUAAAUAGUACCAUAUAGAAAGCUCCAAAAGGAAUGUAAGACGAAGAAAAGAGAGAAAUGAAAGUGAUAGAUGAAAAGAACUUAAGGAGAGGAGUGAAAGAAAAAAGAAAAAAGUUACUAGAACUACAAAAAUAGCAUACAAAAUUAUUUAAAAGGUAUAUAAUGGAAAGACAACCAAUUCUAGAGGAGACAGAUUGCAAAAAGAAAGGAAGCAAAGAGUAAAGAUAGAGGAAGGGAAAAUGAGUAAAAAACUUAAAAAAAACAAAAAAAAAGGAUAAAUGGAAAAAAAAAAAGGAAAGACUGAAAGAGAGACCCAAUAUGGGAACAAAAGUUGACAACUUGGCCAAAUGGUGGCAUUAGCAAAGGUUAGGGAAAAACCAAAAUCCUUUUGAUUCAACCUCUGAGAAUAAUGAAUGUUCAUUGCAAUUAGUAGUCCAUGUAUUUUCUCCUAGCCCAGUAUACUGUAUGUACAAUUUGUAAACGUGACAAAAGCAUGAGACAGUGCCAUAUCUA
Molecule: messenger RNA, 3158 nt
Organism: Dunckerocampus dactyliophorus (ringed pipefish)
Lineage: Eukaryota; Metazoa; Chordata; Actinopteri; Syngnathiformes; Syngnathidae
Exons: 2
Coding region: 393-1916 (507 amino acids)
Biological process (GO): DNA integration
Molecular function (GO): nucleic acid binding
Source: RefSeq, a predicted model, not a curated record